CAUAAUAAAAUAUAUAUAACAGCAAUCAAUUAUAAGAUUAGUUAUCUUAUAAGUAGAGACAGAGAAAAAAGUAAUAAUAACACAUUGGGAAGCUGAUUAGUAUGGGGAAGGAGGUAGCCAUUAUUGGAGCUGGAACAAGUGGCCUCUUAGCUUGUAAAUACGUUCUUUCGAAGGGUUUCCAGCCCAUUGUUUUCGAGUCACGUAGUGGUGUGGGAGGUCUAUGGACCAAAACCAUAGAGACAACUAAGCUCCAAACUCCAAAGCCUUUCUACCAAUUCUCAGAUUUCCCAUGGGAUUCGUCGGUGGAGGAGAUGUUCCCUGACCAACAUCAAGUCUUGGAUUACAUGGAAUCCUACGCACGCCAUUUCGACCUGGUGAGACACAUCAAAUUCAACACAGUGGUUCGUUCGCUUGAAUAUGAUACUUCCGACCAAGAUAUGCAACACUGGGCUCUUUGGGGCGGUGAUGGUGAGGCCUGUGGCUCUCGAGGGAAGUGGAAUCUCGUUGUUCAAGAACAAACCAAAGCCGUUGAUGAGGUUUACACGGUGGACUUUGUGAUCCUUUGCAUUGGACGAUUCAGCGACUUGCCAAACAUUCCAGACUUCCCUUCAAAGAAAGGACCUGAUGUCUUUCAUGGACAAGUCAUUCAUUCAAAGGAUUAUGCCGCCAUGGAUUUCAAAGCUGCUACUGAAUUUGUCAAAGCCAAGCAAGUUACUGUCGUAGGCUUUCAGAAAUCUGCUCUCGACAUAGCAAUGGAGGUUUCCACUGUAAACGGGGUGGAAAAUCCUUGCACUGUGUUAUACAGAACAGAACACUGGAAUAUUCCAGAUUUCACUCCAUGGGGUUUUCCUUUAGCUAAUUUAUACCUUAAUCGCUUCUCUGAAUUACUUGUUCAUAAGCCUGGCGAAGGCUUUUUACUGGGUCUCUUAGCUACCUUACUGUCUCCAAUGAAAUUGGCAUUCUCAAAAUUUGUGGAAAGUGGCAUAAAGCAUAAACUUCCAUUGGAGAAGCAUGGAAUGGUACCCAAGCAUAGCUUUCAUCAAGGAAUAAAUGCAUGUUCAUUGGCAUCAGUGCCUGAAAAGUUUUAUGACAGAGUUGAAGAAGGGAGCAUUAUUUUAAAGAAAGCACCCACUUUCAGUUUCUGCAAGGAAGGUAUUUUGAUUGAGAGUGAAAUCAAUCCAAGAAAAACUGAUGUGGUAAUACUGGCCACUGGAUAUAAGGGUGACCAAAAGCUUAAAGACAUCUUUACUUCCCCAACUUUUCAAGACUACAUUGUUGGAGACCCUAGUGCAACAUUGCCCCUAUAUAGGGAAUGCAUUCACCCAAAAAUUCCACAGCUAGCAGUGAUUGGAUACUCAGAAGGUUUGUCAAACUUGUUCACCUCAGAGAUGAGAUGUCGAUGGCUAUCAGAGCUUUUGGACAGGACUUUUAAGCUACCUAAUAUCAAAGAAAUGGAGGAGGAUGUAGGUAAAUGGGAUGAGUACAUGAAGCGUUACUCUGGUCAGUACUACAGGAGAUCAUGCGUAGCUGCUAUCCAAAUAUGGUACAAUGACCAAUUGUGCAAGGACAUGGGUUGGAACCCUAAAAGAAAGAAGGGCAUCUUUGCAGAAUUAUUUGAGCCUUAUGGACCAAUGGAUUAUGUUUCACCUUAAUUAAUGUCACUCAUCACCACCCUUGUCAUUUACAACUUCUUUUGAUAGUAUCACCAUGUUAUUCUCUUUUAUGACUCGUUUUCAUACUAAAAAAGAAUGUAAUUGAAAUACUUAUAUUUAUGAAAUUUUUAUUUAAAGAAUAAUGUUUUAAAAUAUUUUCAU
Cannabis sativa is the source of this 1814-nucleotide messenger RNA. RefSeq names its product probable flavin-containing monooxygenase 1. The transcript has 5 exons. The record is from RefSeq and is a predicted model, not a curated record. Lineage: Eukaryota; Viridiplantae; Streptophyta; Magnoliopsida; Rosales; Cannabaceae. The coding region runs from base 102 to 1652 and encodes 516 amino acids. Gene Ontology annotation, molecular function: NADP binding; N,N-dimethylaniline monooxygenase activity; flavin adenine dinucleotide binding.